UUGAGUGAUAAUUGAUUAUUUAAGUGACUGAUUGAUUUUGGUUUCAUUUACUCUAUUUUGUAGUUUGAGUUGGAUUAGCUUAUUGUGAAAGACAUUUAAAACACAUACUAACAUUCGUGAAUUUCUCAAUUUAUAGAAAUUACUUGCAAGGAGACGCUUUAGAGCAGAGAUUAUUUGAAGCAGUAAAUGCGGCGUUUGUUGAAAUCGAUAAAGUCUCUGGCCAGUUUGAUCCCGGACAGUACAUCAAUUUUAUUGUUACCAACAUUCUGACGAGCAUGUGCUUUGGUGAAAAAUACGAUUUUAACGAUAAAGAAUUUAGUCAUCUUUUGAAAAUGGAAGAUGUACUGAUUAAAAAAAUUACUGAGGGUGUGCCAGAAGAUUUUAUACCAGGUCUAAGAUAUGUAUACAAGUCAAAAGCAUUUAAAGAAUUAGAGGGAUUAAAGGAUUGUCUAAUAGAAGGUUUCAUUAGGAGGAAAUACAAGGAAAGUGAGUCAACUUUUAACAAAGAUGACAUUCGGCAUUUCACUGACACUUUGAUUUUUGCUCGCAUGGAAGCAAAAAAAGAGGAGGGAAUGCAAGCACUUAGUGCCCUGGAUGAAGAUCAUUUAAUUCAAACGCUUGCUGAGAUAUAUUUCGCUGGCAUAGAUGCACUGCGACUUACACUCGAGUUUGCCCUGUUGCAUAUGGUCGCUUUUUCAGAUAUUCAACGUAAGGUCCAAGACGAGAUAGCUAACGUCGUUGGAAAGGAAAGAUUGCCGGGACUAGCAGAUCGCCCUAAUCUUGGUUACACCGAAGCUGUGAUACAUGAAAGUAUGCGCCUAGCAACCAUCGGUCCAACCGGAAUUUUUCAUGAAUCAUCCUGUGAUUCGGAAAUUUGUGGUUACAGAAUUCCUAAAGGAACAAGCGUAGUCAUCAAUCACUGGGCGCUUCACAAUGACCCAAGCGCCUGGGAUGACGUUGAUAGGUUUAUUCCACAGAGAUAUUUAGAUGAAGAUUGUAAACUAGGACCCAAGCCAAAAAGCUGGCUGCCAUUUUCGGCGGGAACAAGAGUGUGCCUCGGCGAAUUUGUUGCAAAGCCGAUACUUCAUUUAAUCUUUGCAAGUCUGAUGCAACGCUACAAAUGGAAAAUGGAGUCUGGAAUAUGUCCAGAUAUUAAUCCAGUAGGAACACCUUUUACUUUGUCGUGUAAGCCAUACAAAGUUAUUGCUGAAAAAAGAAUAUAAUCCUUACAUGAUAUACCACAAAUUGUUCAGACAAUGCCCAUUGCAUACCCUUGACAGUAUCUUUGUUCAUAUGACUGUACAUGUUAAGAUAUUUGCCAAGUAUAGUCAAUUUUCUAAGGA
This is a messenger RNA of Ruditapes philippinarum (Manila clam), 1343 nucleotides long. Its product is annotated as steroid 17-alpha-hydroxylase/17,20 lyase-like. The record is from RefSeq and is a predicted model, not a curated record. The transcript is spliced from 6 exons. Gene Ontology annotation, molecular function: iron ion binding; oxidoreductase activity, acting on paired donors, with incorporation or reduction of molecular oxygen; heme binding. NCBI's taxonomy places the organism in Eukaryota, Metazoa, Mollusca, Bivalvia, Venerida, Veneridae. The coding region runs from base 276 to 1223 and encodes 315 amino acids.